CGCUGGCUGCUGUUGGUUCGCCCCGGCGUGGUUGUGUCUCUCUGCCGCUUCUCCUGCUCCCUCCUGCGGGCCUUUACCGCUCUGUGUCCGGCAGGCGCGGAUUGCCGAUAUGUUGUCCCGUUCCCGCUGCUUCACCCGCACCUUCGGCCGCUCCAUCUCCGCCCUCCGGCAGAGUAACAAUGUCCUAGCAAGAAGAGCUGCUUCAGGCAUAUCAUCUUCUCAGUGCAUCUCAGUCAAGGACACUUUGAAUUGUGAGACCAGGCCCAGCAUCUUCCAGAUCAGAUACUUCAAGACCACUGCGGCUCACAGGAAUGAGGUUAUCACUGUUAAGACUCCUGCCUUUGCGGAGUCUGUCACAGAGGGGGAUGUGAGGUGGGAAAAAGCUGUUGGUGACACAGUCACAGAAGAUGAGGUGGUUUGUGAAAUUGAGACUGAUAAGACAUCAGUGCAGGUACCGUCUCCUGCUGCUGGAGUGAUUGAGGAGCUGCUGGUUCCUGAUGGAGGCAAAGUGGAAGGAGGCACUCCUCUGUUCAAACUGAAAAAAGGAGCUGUUGGUGCUGCGAAGGCGACCCCUGCCCCAGCAGCAGAAGCACCUGCAGCUGCAGCCCCUCCCCCACCACCUCCGACCCCUGCUGCAGCUGGGCCCAUCCCUACCACCAUGCCCCCGGUGCCACCAGUGCCAGCACAGCCCAUCGCUUCUAAACCAGUUUCAGCCAUCAAACCAACUGCAGCUCCUGCUGCUGCACCUGCAGACACAGCCAAGGGGGCCAGGUCAGAACAUAGGGUUAAGAUGAACCGUAUGAGGCUGAGGAUUGCUCAAAGGCUGAAGGAAGCCCAGAACACCUGCGCCAUGUUGACAACUUUCAACGAAGUGGACAUGAGCAACAUCACAGAGAUGAGGAAGGUGUACAAAGAUGCUUUUCUGAAGAAGCACAACAUCAAACUGGGCUUCAUGUCUGCCUUCGUGAAAGCCGCUGCCUAUGCUUUGAUGGACCAGCCUGCAGUCAACGCCGUUAUUGAUGACACAACCAAAGAGAUUGUUUACCGGGAUUAUGUGGACAUCAGUGUGGCAGUAGCAACACCAAAGGGACUAGUGGUACCAGUAGUUAGAGGAGUGGAAGGAAUGAACUUUACGGACAUUGAGAAAGCCAUAAAUGAGCUUGGAGAAAAGGCUCGUAAGAAUGAACUGGCGGUGGAGGACAUGGAUGGUGGCACGUUCACAAUCAGCAAUGGAGGAGUGUUUGGUUCCAUGUUUGGUACACCAAUAAUCAACCCACCACAAUCUGCCAUUCUGGGCAUGCACGGCAUCUUUGACAGGCCGGUGGCUGUUGGAGGCAAGGUUGAGAUCAGGCCCAUGAUGUACGUGGCUUUGACCUACGACCAUCGCUUAAUUGAUGGCAGAGAGGCAGUUACCUUCCUCCGUAAGAUCAAGUCUGUUGUCGAGGACCCCAGGGUGCUUCUCCUGGACAUGUGAGGAUUUAAAGAAACGCACAUGAAUGGCAGACUUCCUCAAAGUACCAAACGAGUUCCCAUCUCACACAGUGGUAAUGUCCCCUGAUAUUCCUUGCUGCAUAUGAUUUAACGAUGUUGGUUAACUAGAGAAAGAACACUUCACUAUGUUGGUUCACAAUGGUUCAUUCACUGGAAAGAGGGAGUAGGGAAAUCUAAAUUCGCAUGGGCUAGAAUUAUGGAGAGGGUAUUAUAGUAUAACAUGUUCUCAGCUGGGAUCUUAUUUUCUUAGCAGGAAGGCUGUCAUGCAGUUUCCCAAUGCUUCUGCCAUUUUUUAAACACUUGUAUAAUUGUAAUCCUUACACAGUUAAUUUAAAAUAAUUGUACAAGUUUUAUAAUUAUCAGUCCUAUAACUAAGUUGCUCAAACUGUCCAGUUAUUUGUCCCCUGAAUGGCAAAGCAAGCGCACUAGUAUACAGUAUAUUAUGUUUCAUAUUCUCUGUGUAAAGAGUAUUUGAAGAAGUUGUCAUCCAUCAAAUGAACAGCAGACCAGAAACACUGUUCCAUUUUGCCAUUGGUCUCAAGUUCUAUUUUUCUGUUUUUGUUUUGUUUAUUUUUUGUUCUUUCAAUGUUUGAUACAUACGUAACUAGUAUGUCCCUCAAACAACUGAGAUCAGACUCAUUGGGAACAGAUUCUGUCUAUGCUGUUUAAAGAAAUUAAUAUUUAAUGAGGAAAGCUUUUAAACAAAUAAAUUGAAGAAAAUGA
Molecule: messenger RNA, 2214 nt
Organism: Astyanax mexicanus (Mexican tetra)
Lineage: Eukaryota; Metazoa; Chordata; Actinopteri; Characiformes; Acestrorhamphidae
Gene: dlst
Product: dihydrolipoamide S-succinyltransferase
Exons: 15
Coding region: 110-1474 (454 amino acids)
Biological process (GO): tricarboxylic acid cycle
Cellular component (GO): oxoglutarate dehydrogenase complex
Molecular function (GO): dihydrolipoyllysine-residue succinyltransferase activity
Source: RefSeq, a predicted model, not a curated record